Messenger RNA from Salvia hispanica, 1383 nucleotides. Lineage: Eukaryota; Viridiplantae; Streptophyta; Magnoliopsida; Lamiales; Lamiaceae. The record is from RefSeq and is a predicted model, not a curated record.
AUGGCCAAAUAUUGUGCACAUAAUACUUCAAACUAUAGCUGGUCCAUCGAUUGGAUUGAACUCAUUCAAACUUUUGGAGUUAUCGUGGGAGUUGUAGCCUGCGGGUGCAGAGUGAUAAAUGAUGGCCCAUUCAAGGCCGCAAGGGCUUCAACGAGCUUCAGAGAUGCAUUCAAGCUUAACAAGCACUGGACUUUAAAGCUUGUAGAGUGGAGGGAUACACCACUUCCAUUUCGAGUUCAAAACCGCGUCUGCAAGAAGCUACUAUAUGAUAUAGUAAGAUUUGUUCUGAAUUUCUGCAUUGGAGUUCAGAUUCUCUUUGUUUCGGCUGCCAAACCAGCUCAGAUUCUCUCUGUUUCACAUGAAAAACUAUGUCAAGUCCUCCGUGCUAAAUUUGGGAGUACAACUCUCUUCCGUUUCUGCAAGAAAAUAUUCAGAGUUGGAGGAUCCGAAACUUCAAGGUAUGCAGCACAAGUGGAUUUUAAGCAAUAUGUUCUUCUACUUGAAGGUGAGCCAAAGUUGCCUUAUAUUAUGCUCAAGAGCAUCUGCAUGGAGGCGGAUAGGCUGAUACAGCAAGGCAAAAAUAAGCAACCCACGAAUCUGAUCCGACUUCUGAGGAAAUCUGCAAACUUCAAUGGGGUGGAACGAUUUGACAGCAACCAAGUUCCAAGCUUGCAUUCUCAUGAACCGCCAAAUUGCUGGUCUCUGCCCGUCGUGACUUUGAUGACUAUUUUAGUUGCACUAACCGAUAUUGCUGAUGAUGAGGCUAACCAGCUACUGGCUAGUGUUGCAGAGGGCUUGUCAAUUGUGAAGCUCAUCGAGAAAACUUUAGACAGAAAUGCGGAGUUGGAAAGCAUCGUGAAAGCAGCUGAUGUGGUUUGGAUUGGAGUUGAAGUGUAUAGAAAAUGGAAUGAUAAAGAUCUUGACAGCACGAGUGUGAGAGGUGCAACACUCAUGGAAACACUGCAAAACCUCUCCAAUAUUGCAGAAAAGAUUGUGACAGAAUUCAUGGCUCAAACAAGAGAUGUUCUGAUGCAGGACCCUCUCAAUUGGCCAGCUAGAGUCAUAGCUGCUAACUCAAUGUAUAGGAUUGUUCAGAUGAUCAUGGUAAGGAUGACAAAUGGCGAGCACCAAAGUGAUGCCGAACUGUUUGAGAGUGUAUCCAUCACCAUCGCGGAUAUAAUAUCAGCGUGCCUCACCAAUCUAGUGCGAGUCAUAACACUCAAGUGUCAAGGAAAUGACUAUAUGGAAAGGCAUAAGGGCGUGAGCCGAGCAGCUAUUCUUCUUGGUGAGAGUACGGAUAUUCUUGAUAUUCUGCAGCAGCGCGAGGUUCCAAGUUUGGAUGUCGAGAAAGCUGGAAUAUUGAUGAGUGGAGGGCAUCCAUAG